Molecule: messenger RNA, 2184 nt
Organism: Cynara cardunculus var. scolymus (artichoke)
Lineage: Eukaryota; Viridiplantae; Streptophyta; Magnoliopsida; Asterales; Asteraceae
Product: zinc finger BED domain-containing protein RICESLEEPER 2-like
Exons: 5
Coding region: 1-2184 (727 amino acids)
Molecular function (GO): DNA binding
Source: RefSeq, a predicted model, not a curated record
AUGGCCCAACUCUCGCUCAUUCUUCUCCGUGAACCCGAUUGGCGAAGAGUUUCAUCGGUUUUUAUUCUAAAUGAUUGGAAAGAGUUCCCAAGCUUGUAUAAGAGAAAUCCCUAUCUACGAUUCGUGGCUUACAUUCUUACAAUGCUGCUGUCUGAUGUCUCUUGUAGCGGUCCAUAUUUCUUUCAUGAUGAUUUAUAUUUAGAUCGGAUGCAAUCGCCUCAAGAACUUGAAUCAACGGAAAUUGAAUCAAGCGCAAACACAUCAAGAAUGGAAAGUACUCCUGAAGUGGUUGUUAUCGGAUCAAAUGAUGGAGACGACGUUGUAGCAGCCGUUGAUGGUGGUAGAGAAAAAACCAACAUAGUCAACAAUGAAGAAUCUACUCCAUAUGCUAAAAGGAAAAGAAAGAAGACUUCAGGAGUUUGGGAACAUUUUCGCUUGGUGAAAUUGGCUAAUGGAACUGAAGUUUGUGAGUGCAUCCAUUGUGGUGAGAAGAUAAAGAAACUUAAAGAUGGAACCACCACACCAUUGCAUAGGCAUAUUAGUGAUUGCCCAAAGUUAAAAGCCGUCAACACCAUUCAUCCAGGUCAGUUAAAGUUAAAGGUUGUGCCGGGGAAAUUAGAUUCUUCUAUGGUCCAAAACUGGAAAUUUGACAAUAGUAGGAUUAGAGAGGUUGUUUGUCAUAUGAUUAUGGUUCAUGAGUUGCCAUUUAAUUUUGUUGAGUAUGAACUAUUUAAUGUGGUUAUGAAAGAAGCUAACUCCGGGUUUAACAAGAUUUCACAUGCAUCGACUAAGCAAGAUUGUGUUGCUAGUUAUGAGAUAGGCAAGAAAAGAAUCAAGAAAAUGUUAAGCGCUGUCAAUCGUGUGAGUAUAACAACUGAUAUGUGGACGUCGGUGCAAAAUAUUCAUUAUAUGGUUGUUACUUGUCAUUUUGUAGAUUCCGAUUUCAAGCUUAACAAAUGCAUAUUGAGUUUUGUUGAUGUACCACCACCUUAUUCUGGACUAUGUAUAUAUGAUUCCCUCUUUAAGUGUUUAAAAGAGUGGAAUAUUGAGACAAAGGUUGCUACUUUGACGGUUGACAAUGCUACAACUAAUGAUGUGGUGGCAACAAAGUUGAUGGAAAUUAUGAACUUUCAGAAAAAGCUUGUUGUUGGGGGGAAGUUAUUCCAUGUGUGGUGUUGUGCACACAUUCUCAAUUUGUUGGUUCAAGAUGGUUUAUCGAAAAUUAAAGACAUUAUUCACAAUGUUCGUGAGAGUGUGAAACACGUGAAUGCCUCUCCGGAUCGAUUGCAUAUAUUUAGCGAACUUUCCAAGAAAAUGACCUUAUCAAAGAAGCAUUUGAUCUUAGAUGUUAGUACCCGAUGGAAUGCUACGUAUGCUAUGUUGUCUACGGCCUUGGAGUUUAAAGACGUGUUUGUAAAUUAUGCCGAUCGAGAAUCGACAUACAAGACCUUGCUGAUCUCGGAAGAUUGGGACAAAGUUGAAGUUAUUUGCUCAUUCUGGGGGCUUUUCAACGAGGUUACAAAAAUAAUUUCAGGCUCCGAAUAUCCCACCUCUAAUUUGUUUCUUAGUGAGUUGUAUGGAAUUAAAGAAGCAUUAGAUGAUUUGUCUUUAGAUGAGAGUAAAUAUAUGAGAGAUAUGGCUCUCAAGAUGAAAAAGAAAUUUGACAAAUAUUGGGGUACUUGUAAUCUGUUGAUUUCCAUUGGUGCUGUUUUAGAUCCUAGAUACAAGAUGAAGUUGGUUGAGUUCUCUUUUAGUUUCAUUUAUUCAGAGGAUGAGGCACCUAAGCAAAUGAAAAUUUUUCAAGAUACUCUUACUAAAAUGUUUGAAGAGUAUGUUGAACAACAUAAAGCGGCUAAUGUUGUUCAAAUGAGUAGUGCACCUGACAAAAGUGAGAGUGGAGUUAAGAGUGGUUAUAACAAGUUAAGUUCUAGAGUUGGUAUCAAGAGUGGCACGACAAAGUAUGAUCAACAUAUCAGAAGCGUUGACACUUUUGCAAGUGUGAAGUCAGAGUUAGACAUUUAUUUAGAAGAAGGCGUGUACAUUGGUGAUUCAGGUUUGGGUCCAAACACAGUAGAGUUUCAAUACCAUCAGCAUGAACUUCACCUUUAUAGUGCAAUUGGUAUAAUUGCCCCCGUCGAAACUAUUCAAGUUUCACAAGCUCUUGAUUCAUUUAACGAAAGUUGA